Athalia rosae (coleseed sawfly) is the source of this 1842-nucleotide messenger RNA. RefSeq lists its product as uncharacterized. The coding region runs from base 568 to 1761 and encodes 397 amino acids. Lineage: Eukaryota; Metazoa; Arthropoda; Insecta; Hymenoptera; Athaliidae. The transcript has 4 exons. The record is from RefSeq and is a predicted model, not a curated record.
GAGCCGCGAGUUCGAUCGUACGCGUUAAUGACACGUCGUUCGAUCGAAAGUCGGAUCGCGUAACGAUCCACCGUCAUAAAUAAAUACGAAAACGUUCGUACGCGCGAUUUUUCGUUCUCACGGGACGCUUUCCCGCGACCAUUUCGUCCGUAUCACGGCGUUAUAUGUUGGAUGAGACGUGAGAAUCAACGGCAUCCGUAUCGGGCCCGUUUCCGCUUUCGGCUGGACAUUUCGAGCGCGAUUUGGUUUCCCGCGCGCGACGAUCGACGCCGAUCUCCGGCCCCCGAAUUAAGGGAAGGAAGAAAAGCGAAACUUUUUUUUUUUUUUCAGAAAUCUCCGCUGGCCGACGAAACGUCAUGCUGCGGUUCGCUCUCCUUUCUUUUCCACUUUACACGCGUUCGAGAAAAUUCGGAAUGAAAUAUAAGGGUGCAAAAUACGAGGUUAUUACAUGCGCUCACGUAUAAAUUACGAUCACACGUCAGAGAUCGGAGGUGCUUCGCGUCGAGUUCUCGGCUGCGAAAAAUACGAAAUACCUCCGGCGAAUCCCCCCGUUCGCCAUUCGACGCUAUGGACGAGAAGGAUAUACAUGUAACAACGAUCGUCUUCCGUCUCCGUGAGUAUAAAUCCAAACUUUUACCGUAUGUUUUGUUUUUUUUCUUCCGUGACAUCGAUCGUGCAACAGAGAUAACACCUGCCGUCCACCGGACAACCCGAUUCGAAAAGUGCCGCAGCGGCUCGAUCACCGAUGUCCUUGGCAGUUCUACGCGGGCUCGAACCUCAAUGAUCGACAACAAUGGGGGGGUUACUUCGAAUUGUGUCGUUCGAAGCUCGGCGGUUUAUCAGCCGUCAAUUCCUCCGAUCAAACUGUCAUUGUUUCCUACGACCUCGAUCACUCCAUUAUUCUUAGCCAAGCGUAUGGUAGACGAUAGCUGGGGAAAUGUCGUCGAUAGGACCGCCGAAAAACGAGCGAGUAUUUCUGGACGCAGAUUCAUUCGCAGACGUAGUGAGAAUGGUGAGUUCACAGCGAUGUUCGGCUGGCGUUCGUUUGAUUCGGUAGACUUUCAGGUACUCAAGAGAUUCGUGAGGAUGUUUACCCCUGGAAAACCGUUUCAUCGUGCCGGAUGCUUAGUCAUAAAUGUCGAGAUCGUUGCCGAAGGUGAUUGGUAUUUGGUAGAAAUGACGCAUUGCGGUGGAUGGAGCCGUCGCGGAGUGGAGAGUUUGUUUCGAGAAUUUCAUCUCUGUAUGAAAAAUCGUCCGCUGUCCGACAAUAAGGUCACAACGCACGCUCACGUAUGGACCAGAUGCAACGGGGAGGGAAACGAGAUAUUUUACGACGUCCGAGGUGCGUCAGAUUUCGUCAAACGAAAGACAAAGUUAACCGGUGGUUUCGUUCACUUUCCAUCCUUCAGGAACUACGUUUUGAUAAAACUGCAAUACAAACUCCGAGCUCCGCACCUGACAGAAUUCAAAGACAUUUUGAUCUGCGAAUUUCUCAGUAUGAAAGAUACCCAUCCCUGCGUCAAAGUAACGUUCCAUUUGGAGAAGGAAAUCUUCCACACGAACCGAGUCCCUUCGGACGAAGAUUUUGAAAACUGUCAAUCAUUGUAUGGACCAUUAGUAGCCAUAAUCAAGCAAAGUAUGAACAAUCAAUUCAAAGAACGCUGCUUGGAGACUCUGAAGGUCGACAACGCAUUCGAAGCACAGAAGGUCCUUGGGAGAACGUUGUUUUCAAUGACACAUGACAAUUACAUGAUACCCUAAAAGGUGAGAUAAACAAUUAAUCGCAACGGUUGUUUAUUUUUUUAUACAUUUAUUCAAUAAAUUGUAAGCUGAUAAAAUAAA